Molecule: messenger RNA, 573 nt
Organism: Salpingoeca rosetta
Lineage: Eukaryota; Choanoflagellata; Craspedida; Salpingoecidae
Exons: 5
Coding region: 1-573 (190 amino acids)
Molecular function (GO): ubiquitin-like modifier activating enzyme activity
Source: RefSeq, a predicted model, not a curated record
AUGGGCACGGGCGCCAACGUCGACGUCAUUGUGCCGCACACCAUCAACUCAUACAGCGAUGGCGGCGACGCAGAAGCAGGUGGCGGCAUUCCCAUGUGCACGCUGCGCAACUUCCCGCACCUCAUCGACUACUGUAUCGAGUGGGCGCGGGCCAAGUUCACGGACCUGUUUGUGAGCCCUGCGUCGCAGCUGCAGCAGUUCCUGGAGGACCCUGAGGGGUUCAUCUCGGGGCUGGAGACGAAGAUUGAGCAGCACGUGGGUGGCGAGCGGAUUGGCGCCCUCGAACGCGGCGUGGACAUGCUCAAGGCCAUCAAGGACCUCGCCGCACAGCUGCAAGAGAAGCCGACGAUGGAGACCACCACCCACACCGCAACUGAUCGUUUGCUCACCUCGCCCGUCGUGUGUGCUGCCCAUAAAGCCUACAAGAUCUUCCCCGAGGUGCUCGAGUUUGAUCCGCAGAAUCCGCUGCACAAGGCGUUUCUGAUUGCCGUCACCAACCUCUACGCAUGCGUCUUCAAGGUACACCCGACCAAGUACCCAAGCGAGGAGAACAAGCUCCACACCAAGCGGUGA